Molecule: messenger RNA, 1507 nt
Organism: Malaclemys terrapin pileata
Lineage: Eukaryota; Metazoa; Chordata; Testudines; Emydidae
Gene: SFN
Product: stratifin
Exons: 1
Coding region: 116-856 (246 amino acids)
Biological process (GO): signal transduction
Cellular component (GO): cytoplasm
Molecular function (GO): protein kinase binding
Source: RefSeq, a predicted model, not a curated record
CCGAUCCCGUCAGCAGAGCUGAACAGAGACUCGGAAGGCUCCCAGGGUGACUGCCUGCUCCUUUUCGAACCAGCCUCCUUGCAAAGCGGUCUCCUUUCCACCAGCGCUCCCAGCCAUGGCGAGAAACCACCAGGUGCAAAAAGCCAAGCUGGCCGAGCAGGCCGAGCGUUACGAGGACAUGGCUGAUUUCAUGAAGGCAGUGGUGGAGCACGGGGAUGAGCUCUCCAAUGAGGAGCGCAACCUCCUCUCUGUUGCCUAUAAGAACGUGGUGGGAUGCCAGAGGUCCGCCUGGAGGGUCAUCUCCAGCAUCGAGCACAAGACUGAAGAGGGUGAUGACAAAGCGCAGCUGGUGAACGAAUACCGGGAGAAGGUGGAGGGGGAGCUGAAGGACGUCUGCAACAUUGUCCUGGGGCUGCUGGACAAGUAUCUCAUUAAGAAAGCCAGCGACGCAGAGAGCAAAGUCUUCUACCUGAAGAUGAAGGGAGACUACUUCCGAUACCUGGCCGAGGUAGCCACCGGGGAUGAGCGCAAGGAGACCAUAGAAAAUGCUCAAAAAGCUUACCAGGAAGCAAUGGACAUCAGCAAGAAGGAGAUGCAGCCCACGAACCCCAUCCGCCUGGGGCUUGCCCUCAACUUCUCCGUCUUCCACUACGAGAUCGCCAACGCCCCAGAGCAGGCCAUCACGCUGGCCAAAACCACGUUUGAUGAAGCCAUGGGAGACCUGCACACGCUCAGUGAAGACUCGUACAAGGACAGCACCCUCAUCAUGCAGCUGCUCAGGGACAACCUUACGUUAUGGACGGCAGAGUGCGCGGGAGAAGACGGUGGAGAAGCCGGGGAAGAGCCUAAGAACUGAACUGCAGCCCACCAAGCAAUGGUCACUCUCCCUGUCCCUCCUCCUUUUUUGUAAGACACGUCUCGGCUCCCAGACGCUCUGCCUGGAUUCCAACAGCAAAGGGGACUGACUGGUCUGUGCGUAUGGUAUUCACACGUAUAUCUUGCCUUUUCUCAUGGCAGCUUUGAGACAAUUCCCCCUUCCCUGACCCUCCCCCCCUCCUUCCACAUUUCUUGUGAUCUUCCUGCUGGGGUGGUUACUGCUGUGGAAGGGCACUAAUAGCUUCACACAGACUUGGGUGUCCCACCCAUUAUCAGUAACACCAGGGGUUCCUGACCGCCCCCCAGCACUGGGGCCUGCGGGUGCCUCCUGGCACCUAACAUUUAAAAAGGGGAAGCUGAGUUUGGUUUUCGGGGUAAAGAUACCAAAACCUAGUCGAUCGCCGCUAGAGAGUGCGCUCUCCUUUGCUUUCUGUAGUGACUUAUUCUGCAGGGUUCCUCUACGACCUCCUGGGUAUUCCUUGAGUCAGUAGGAGGCUGGAGGUUUUGGGCCAUGGGGGGGUUCUUUGUAGUGGGUUAAGAAUGACAAACUUGAGGUGCCUCCUGUAUUUGUGUAUUGCCAAAGCCACUGCCUGCCUGUCCCUCUCCAAUAAAACUGCACUUACACUCCUGC